Closterium sp. Yama58-4 is the source of this 753-nucleotide messenger RNA. The record is from the annotation of a GenBank genome assembly. Lineage: Eukaryota; Viridiplantae; Streptophyta; Zygnematophyceae; Desmidiales; Closteriaceae.
AUGGCGGCGCCAGCCACGCCGCCAUUCGCGGCCCGCGCUUCGACACCCACGGCCGACGUGGCACGCCUUUCUCCAUCUCUACGCACGCGACACUUUCGAAAUUUCGAGCCGAUCGCUACACAAUUGCGCAGGCGCGCGGAACGGAAGGGGGGAGUAUCUGCAGCGGUAGGGGGUGCCGGUCGGGGGGGAGUGGUCGUGGUAGCGGCGGCGGGAGCGGAGCAGUCACCUUAUGACGUGCUGGGAGUGCCUCGAGGCGCGUCUCAGAAGGAGAUUAAGUCCGCGUUCCGGCGGCUGGCUCUUAAGUACCAUCCGGACGUGAAUAAAGCGCCCGACGCCCAGGCACGAUUUGUGCGCAUAAAGCAGGCCUACCAGACCCUCACGGACCCCGAUGCUGCUGCCAACGCCAAGGCGCGGGCUGCCUCGCAGCGGCAGCAGCAGCAGUGGGGGCGGAGCAGCAGCAGCAGGGCGAGUGGGGGAUUUGGCGCGCAGUGGGACGCGGAUUUCAGUGGUCCGUUUGACCCGUUUGAUGCAUGGAAGGGGCCGAAGAACAAGCCAGAUGACUUCUAUAGCCUUGACGAUUUCUUCAAGGACUUACAGAAGGAAUUUGAGGAGAAGCAGAAGGAGCGGGGCAGCGGCAAGCCCAAGAGCCUGUGGGAGGAGCUGGCGGACCUUGGCGAGGAUUUAAGCAUGAAGAGGGAGGAGGAGGAGAUUGAUGAUGAGCUGCAGAAGCUGAAGCGGGAGAUGGGGCUGUGA